Penicillium chermesinum is the source of this 855-nucleotide messenger RNA. RefSeq lists its product as uncharacterized. The transcript has 2 exons. The record is from RefSeq and is a predicted model, not a curated record. Lineage: Eukaryota; Fungi; Ascomycota; Eurotiomycetes; Eurotiales; Aspergillaceae. The coding region runs from base 1 to 855 and encodes 284 amino acids.
AUGGCUGUCUCUGCUUUUGUUGACUCAGUCGUCGCCUAUGUUGGCGCAGCCAUCCGCGAGAUCCUGAUCCAGGUGGGGAUGCUCGCGAUGCUGCUGGUGGUCAUAUGCACUUGUGUCUGGGCCGCCCCCCACGCCGACUCAAAAGCGAGCGGCGAAGAAUAUUUGGAGACGUCCAAGGGGACGCAGACCGAGGCAUCGGAAGAGACCGUCGAUGCCGCCGCCCACGACGCCGCCCACGACGCCAAGCGCUGGCGCCGCAAAGCUGCGCGUCUCGCGAAAGCUCUCGCUUCUGAACGCCAGGCCCGUGCAUCUGACGAGAAGAAGCAUGAAGCUGAGCUACGUGCCCGUGCUGAGCGGGAGAUCAGCAUCCUUGCGGACUUGGCAAAAGCCAAGAAGGAGGAAGACCAGCUGAAGAAGGAGCUCCAGAAGUUCCAGAAAGCAUGGUACGGCUCCGGAAAGGCCCUCGCCAAGUCGAAGGAGGAACUUGGCUGCGUCAAGAAGGAGCUUAGCGACCUGGUUGCCCAACAGAAGCGCGCUCCAGUCAUGCAGCGAUUCCGGAAGGUUCAGGACCGACUUCAGUCGGCUGAAUCCUACGUGACCGUUGUAGAGGCCCGCCUUACCAAGGCCUCGACAGACAAGAAACGCCUGGAGGGUUGGCUUAACCGCGCUUCUGUGGGGCAAGCCAUGUGGCAGUCCUCUGCCCAAUCCUCCAUGCAGCAGGUGAGGAGGCUCCAAGCUCGGAUUUCCAGGGAAGAAAUUCCCCGUCAACAAGAGCCGGACCCCCUGGACCGAAAGCAGCGGGGCCGUGAUGAGGACAAGGAGCCAGAGAUGAACAAGAGACAGCGUGUGGUCUAA